AUGGCUGAAAGUGCACCCACAGCGAAUCUGGCUGGGUUACCGGUUCGCAAUAUAGACCACAAUCCUUUACGGAUACUACAACGGUGCAGCGAAGAGGGAAGACCUGCUUUUAUAGCUGGACCCAUGGUGAGAUAUUCAAAGUUACCCUUCCGCGAGUUAGUGAGGGAUUAUAGUUGCGAUAUCGUAUACUCGCCAAUGAUUCUAGCACGUGAGUUUGUGAGAAAUGGCUUUGCGAGGGACAGCGAUUUCAGUACGAAUGAAAAAGAUAGGUCUCUGAUCGUUCAAAUAGGAACAAACAACACUGAAGACCUCUUGAGAAUGGUGGAGAUGAUACAUCCCUACGUGGACGGCAUUGGUCUAAAUUGCGGGUGUCCUAUCAAGGAGCAGAUCAGAGAGGGAAUAGGUGCUGCACUUAUGUCGCAACCAGACAAAGUUGCCGAAAUGGUGAAAGCAGUCAAACACGUUUACGGGGACAAGAUAUGUCUUGAGGUGAAGAUCAGAGUCCAUGCCGACGUUUCGGAGACUGUGGCAUUUGCGAAGAAGAUAGAGGCUGCUGGAGUGGACUUCAUCACAGUGCACGGUCGCACCAAAAAUACCCGUUCUUCUGAGGCUGCUGACUUUGACAAGAUCAAAGCAGUGAAAGAAGCGGUUUCCUGCCCUGUGGUGGCUAACGGAGACUGUCGUUCGCUGGAAGAUGCCAUCCGCAUCUCCAAGUACACUGGAUGCGAGGGUGUGAUGUCAGUUCGGGGUAUUCUGAGCAACCCUGCACUUUAUUCAGGAUUUGAAAAGACUCCGUGGGGAGCCGUUGAGAAGUUCUGGGAUCUUUCUACAGCCUAUGGUUUGCCAUUUAGAUUGGUUCAGCAUCACUUGAGCUGCAUGCUAGAUGGACAGCUACCUAGGAAGACGCAUAUUUUGAUGAACGAGCUGAAAAGUUUCGUUCAACUGAUUGAAUUUUUUGAUAAGACAUUUGACUUGAAGAGAAGGGGUGAUCCGGGGUUUGGAACAAGAGUUGCAGUUCCAUUUAGACAGGACAGGGAGAGUUCUGCCCAUAUUUAG
This is a messenger RNA of Kuraishia capsulata CBS 1993, 1056 nucleotides long. RefSeq lists its product as uncharacterized. Gene Ontology annotation, molecular function: tRNA dihydrouridine synthase activity; flavin adenine dinucleotide binding. Bases 1 to 1056 code for a protein of 351 amino acids. The record is from RefSeq and is a predicted model, not a curated record. NCBI's taxonomy places the organism in Eukaryota, Fungi, Ascomycota, Pichiomycetes, Pichiales, Pichiaceae. Gene Ontology annotation, biological process: tRNA processing. The transcript has a single exon.